AUGACGGAAUCACCCGCACUCUCAGGAAGAAUGGCACGAUGGCAAAUCUUAUUGUUUAAGUAUGAUAUCGCGUAUGUGAGCCAAAAGUCAAUAAAGGGAAGCACGAUAGCUGACUUCUUGGCAAGUAGAGCAAUGGAAGAGUACGAGUCUUUGAGAUUCGAUUUCCCAGAUGAAGACUUGAUGUGCAUUUCCGAAAAAGAAAGUGAAUCAUCAAAAGAUCAACAAUGGAAGAUGAGCUUUGAUGGAGCAUCGAAUGCAUUAGGACACGGGAUAGGAGUAGUCUUACUGUCACCAGAAGGGAACUAUUACCCGCUUAUUGCCAGAUUGAAUUUCUUAUGUACCAAUAAUAUAGCAGAAUAUGAAGCUUGCAUCAUGGGACUUCGUGCAGCUAUUGAACAGAAAAUCAAAAUUUUAGACGUGUACAAGGACUCAGCAUUGGUGAUUUAUCAAAUUCGUAGAGAUUGGGAAGUAAGGGAUUUGAAAUUGAUCAAGUAUCACGAUCUCGUUGUAGAAUUGAUCAAAGAAUUUAAAGAAACGACUUUUAACUACCUCCCACAAGAAGAAAACCAAUUGGCUGAUGCCUUGGCCACCUUAGCUUCAAUGUUCGAAGCAAACAGAUAUACUGAAAUAAUGCCUCUUCAAAUGAGCAUAUAUGAGGUCCCUGCACAUUAUUUUAGCAUUGAGAAUGCGCCAGUUGGACAACCAUGGUUCCAUGAUAUUUUGGAGUAUAUCAAGAAUCAAAGGUAUCCCGAGCAAGAAAACAAGAAUGACAAAAGAACAAUCAGGAGAUUGGCGAUUGGAUUUGUUCUUAACAAGAAUAUUCUAUACAAAAGAGGAAAAGAUCAAAUGCUCCUGAGAUGCGUGGACGCUGUUGAUGCCAAAAGAAUACUUGAAGAUGUCCAUGAAGGAAUUUGUGGAAUGCAUACUAAUGGUUUCACUAUGGCUAGGCAAAUUAUGAGACUUGGUUAUUAUUGGCUGACGAUGGAAAGGGAUUGCAGUAGCUACGCACGAAAGUGCCUGAAAAUGUGUUAA
This is a messenger RNA of Gossypium raimondii (Peruvian cotton), 1032 nucleotides long. RefSeq lists its product as uncharacterized. Gene Ontology annotation, molecular function: RNA-DNA hybrid ribonuclease activity; nucleic acid binding. The coding region runs from base 1 to 1032 and encodes 343 amino acids. The record is from RefSeq and is a predicted model, not a curated record. The transcript has a single exon. NCBI's taxonomy places the organism in Eukaryota, Viridiplantae, Streptophyta, Magnoliopsida, Malvales, Malvaceae.